CUGUCAAGGGGUUCCCGGCAUCUGGCUGUUGGCUCAACAUGGCCGCCGUUGCCAACGAGGGCGCAGUCCUCGUGACUCUCAAGUAUUUGUAUCCAGCUGCUGUCUUUCUCUAUUUCCUCGCCUCGUCUCUCGUGGCUACCUGCACUCUGCAAACUCUCAAGAAGAGUCAGAAUGCCCGGCCGGAGCGUCCUGGUCGAAAGGCCGUUAUCUCCAUACUCGGAUUCUUUCUGUCGACCUACGUUGUUCAACUAAUCAUCCUCGGCACUCAAUCUAUCGUCGAAAGAGCUGCUCCCCUCGAGCAUCAGGUUAUCAACUAUUUGUCAUGUACUCUCGUCUUCGGUAUCCUCUUCAUUCAGCUUCUUGAAUCCGACACCAUCGUAUGGUAUCCUUUCCUCCUCGGCCUGAGACUUGCUUCGCUCCUCACUCUAGCAGUAUGGACAUGCCUUGGCAUCUGGACGAAAGCCCACCCCCCAGCGACAGAUCAGGAAAGACAAUCUCUUUUGCCAAAGCCCAAUGGAGAUCAAUCCGACACUCAAGCCGCUGCUGGAAAGCCUGGCAACACUUCUUCCUAUGGAUCAACAACACAAAGCGAAACCACGUCCGACCCAGAGUACAAUUGGGAAAGGAGAGAAAGAGAAGCCCGUGAAAGCAUGGAGAAGAGGCUUGAAGAAGUCGGAAACUGGUGGCAAUACGCGAAGGGCUUCGCGAUCCUGUUCCCCUACAUUUGGCCGGUAGGAAACCGUACUUUACAAUUGCGAGCGGCAGCCGUCAUGUUAUGCCUUCUCAUUUCGAAUGCGCUGCAUCUGCUCAUUCCUCGGCAAACCGGCAUCAUCAUGGACACCCUUGGUGAUGCAUCUGGCAGUCCCUGGGCAGCCAUCCUGGGUUUCGCGUUACUCCGACUGGCAGCUUCUGAGUCUGGGAUUGAGCUUGUCCGUCAGUGGCUCUGGAUACCUGUCAAAUACUAUUCUCAGGAUGCCUUGACUCGCGCGUCUUAUUCCCAUAUGAUGAACCUUUCGGCUGAUUUCCAUGACUCUAAGAGCUCAUCCGAUAUGCUGAUGGCCAUUCAGGGCGGCUAUGCCGUCUCAAACGCAAUCGAAAACAUUCUCCUCUCUGCCGUCCCUAUGCUGGUCGAUAUGUGCGUCGCAAUCGUUUACCUUUCCAUUACUUUCGGUCCGUACGAAGGCCUAAUAACCGUGGCCACCGGAACCGUCUUCAUCAUGUUCGCAACCCGCCUCGUCGCUGAAUCCAAGUCGGCCAGCCGCAAACGCGUCAACGCCAUAUACCAGGAGCAUUACAUUCGGCACUCUGGGCUGGUCGGGUGGCAGACAGUCAGCGCCUUCAACCAGAUUGGCUUUGAGGACAACAAACAUGCCAACGCAGUGACGAACCGAUGGCUUAAGGAGCAGCAGUAUGUGAUGAGUUGGUUCGUUUCCAUCGCAUUUCAGACGACUGUUCUCACUGCGGGCCUCAUGGCAAGUGCCUUUCUUGCCGUCUUCCGUAUUCACAAUGGACAGGCGACACCGGGACAGUUUGCGAUGCUUCUCAUGUAUUGGGCCCAGCUCACCGCACCGCUGCAGUUUUUCGCCAGGCUAGGCAAGAGCAUGAGUGAUAACUUCAUUGAUGCGGAACGCCUCUUGGCCGUCAUGAAGACCAAACCUACGGUUCAGAACAAGAAGAAUGCACGACCACUCAAGUUUGUAUCUGGGGAGGUUGUGUUCGAGGAUGUCUGCUUCAGCUAUGAUAAGCAGAAGAAUAUCAUCAACGGCGUCAGCCUGCAUGUCCCCGCGGGACUCACAGUGGCCUUUGUAGGGGCAACUGGAGCGGGUAAAUCGACUCUUCUCAAGCUCUUGAACAGGUUCUACGAUGUCACAGGGGGCAGUAUCCGGAUCGACGGAGAAGAUAUUCGCGAUGUCGAUCUCUUCAGUCUGCGUGAUCGUGUUGGAAUCGUUCCUCAGAGUCCCAUUCUCUUUGACGACACCAUCAUGAACAAUGUGCGCUAUGGCAGAAUCACAGCAAGUGAUGAAGAAGUGUUUGAAGCGUGCAAGGCCGCCAGCAUUCAUGAUAAGAUCUUGACUUUUACAAAUGGCUACGAGACGCGGGUUGGCGAACGAGGAGUGAAACUGUCUGGCGGAGAGCUCCAGCGUGUGGCGAUUGCCCGGGCCAUCUUGAAGAAGCCUGACAUUGUGCUUCUAGAUGAGGCUACAAGCGCGGUUGACACGGAUACCGAGCAGCAGAUUCAGCGUUCUUUCAAAGAGCUCUGUCAGGGCCGCACUACCUUCAUCGUGGCUCACCGGCUCUCCACCAUCAUGAACGCGGACCGCAUUGUCGUCGUUGAAAAUGGUAAGAUCAUCGAGCAGGGCACUCACGAUGAGCUCAUCAUUACCAACGGGCGAUACGCGGAUCUGUGGUCGAAGCAAGUCUUCUUGAAGCCGCAGGACGAUGACUCCGCCAAGGUAUCCGAUGAUGCGAAGACUCUUGCCAACGAUUCCUGCUCCGAGAGAACGUCCACUGAGCCGUGCGAGCCGCAAGACGAAAGCUCGCCCGCUAAAGUGGUCCAAGAAGGCGAUGUCAAGGUAGUGCAAGAAAGCAAUGGCAAAGCAACACGAGAGAGCGAUGGCAAAGGGUCCCGAUUGAAUCCAGUGGCCCCUGAAUUCACCCCUCGGUCCAUGGCAGCAACCGCGACGAACGCCUCUAGCAAAUCGACCCCUGCAGCAUAUCCGAUUGUCUCUUCGACCAUUGGCAAGACUGGGACUUAGGCAGUCACAGGCCACCCAAGCAAACUACGAUGGUCCGACGAAGUGUCCAUCAUAGAUGAACGCGGGAUGAACAGUAC
This is a messenger RNA of Trichoderma citrinoviride, 2833 nucleotides long. RefSeq lists its product as hypothetical. The record is from RefSeq and is a predicted model, not a curated record. NCBI's taxonomy places the organism in Eukaryota, Fungi, Ascomycota, Sordariomycetes, Hypocreales, Hypocreaceae. Bases 39 to 2756 code for a protein of 905 amino acids. Gene Ontology annotation, cellular component: membrane. Gene Ontology annotation, biological process: transmembrane transport. Gene Ontology annotation, molecular function: ATP hydrolysis activity; ABC-type transporter activity; ATP binding. The transcript is spliced from 8 exons.